AUGGAACCCUCCUCAAGAGAACCACCACACCAUCACCAACAUAAAGCAAAACACACACAAUACCGCCAACAUCGAACCCAACCAGGAAACCACCACAUCAACCAACAGAACAACACAUCCAUUCACUCACAACACAAUCGAACCCCCGAACCCUCCCUCAAGAGAUACCACCACCACCAUCACCAAACACAGGACUCCCCAAACAUAAUCCCCAUUCAAACGCUGAACCGGCCUCACAGAAGAGCAAACACAUCACCAACACAGACUCCCCAACAUAAUCAACAUCGGCCUCACAGAAGAGCAAACACGCCGACGUAA
Molecule: messenger RNA, 318 nt
Organism: Penaeus vannamei (Pacific white shrimp)
Lineage: Eukaryota; Metazoa; Arthropoda; Malacostraca; Decapoda; Penaeidae
Source: RefSeq, a predicted model, not a curated record